Trichoderma citrinoviride is the source of this 2661-nucleotide messenger RNA. RefSeq names its product glycosyltransferase family 1 protein. Gene Ontology annotation, molecular function: UDP-glycosyltransferase activity; hexosyltransferase activity. Bases 1 to 2661 code for a protein of 886 amino acids. The transcript is spliced from 3 exons. Gene Ontology annotation, biological process: carbohydrate metabolic process. Lineage: Eukaryota; Fungi; Ascomycota; Sordariomycetes; Hypocreales; Hypocreaceae. The record is from RefSeq and is a predicted model, not a curated record.
AUGCUUCUCAGUCGAACCCGAUCAAACGCGGCCGGCCACAUCGCUAUUGACGAUGGACUCAAGAAACAAGUGACAUCUCCAAAUGUCGGGGACGACGGCAGAUUCGAGCUGUGCUUUCAUGAAGACGCCGCAAGCCUUGCGACUUGGUGUAAGAACCUCCAAGAGACGUCAAAACGAGUGCAGACAGGUCCUUGCGCUGGUCGUGGUAUCUGUAGACGAAAGUCGACGGGUGGUUUCUGUCCGCCGCUGAACAUCGCCAUGCUCAUUGUCGGUUCUCGCGGGGAUGUUCAGCCGUUCAUACCAAUCGCCCAACUGCUCUCCAAGCCGCCCUAUGGACAUCGAGUGCGUAUCUGUACGCAUCCCGCCUUCAAGGAUUUUGUCGAAUCGCAGGGCGUCGAGUUCUUCAACAUUGGCGGCGAUCCCGAGGCCCUGAUGUCGUACAUGGUGAGGAAUCCAGGCCUGGUUCCCAACCGCAAAAGUGUCAGAGCGGGUGAUAUCGGCAAGAGAAGGGCAGAGAUGUGGGAAAUCAUCAACCGUGCCUGGAGAGGCUGCAUAGAGGCGGGAAACGGAAUGGGGGAUCCGGUUCGGGCGACGGAUGUUGAGAAUGUCGAGGAUCUCUUUCUUGCAGAUGCGAUCAUUGCCAACCCGCCAUCCAUCGCCCAUAUACACUGCGCCGAGAAGCUGGGGAUCCCGCUGCACAUGGUCUUUACUAUGCCAUUCUCUCCUACCACUGCGUUUCCUCACCCACUGGCUUCCAUGAACUACAGCGGCGCCGAUGCCAAAACCGCCAAUUACCUGUCCUUUAUCAUGAUGGAGCUGUUGAUGUGGCAGGGUCUUGGAGAUUUAAUCAACAAAUUCCGCCGCCAGAAACUCGGCCUUGAUCCGAUCAGCGUCAUGUGGGGAUUUCAACUUCUCUCCAGACUGCGGGUGCCUUUCACAUACCUCUGGCCCGAAUCUUUAAUACCGAAGCCUCCCGACUGGGGCUCACAUAUCGAGGUCGUUGGGUAUUCGUUUUUGCCGCUUGCGAAGUCCUACAAACCUCCUCCCGACUUGACGGAGUUCCUCGAAAAAGGGCCGAAGCCAAUAUAUAUCGGAUUUGGGUCUAUCGUGGUAGAAGAUCCUGACGCAUUCUCAGACCUCAUCUUCAAAGCUGUCAAGAUAGCGGGAGUCCGUGCCAUCAUCAGCAGAGGGUGGAGUGGUGUCGGAGACAAAUGCAGGAUCACGGAAGAUGUCUAUCUAAUCGACAAUUGUCCACACGAUUGGCUCUUUCAACAGGUCUCGGCAGUUGUCCAUCAUGGUGGCGCUGGAACAACGGCCGCCGGCAUUGCGGCCGGUCGACCCACGGUCAUUGUCCCGUUCUUCGGCGACCAGCCAUUCUGGGGGCAGAUGAUUGCUCGCUCUGGAGCCGGACCAGAUCCUAUUCCGUUCAAAUCACUGACAGCUGAAAAUCUGGCCGAGAGCAUAUCUGUUGCGUUGAUGCCAAGCGUCCAAGAAGCCGCAAAACGAAUGGCAGAGGAUAUAGCCGAUGAAAACGGCGCAGAAGCAACGGCCAAGAGCUUUCAGGAUCAGAUUGGAUUAGACCAAUUCGAGUGCGAGAUUUGUCCGGGUCGAUUAGCCACACACCGACAUAAGAAAUCGGGAACACGGUUGAGCGGACUGGCUGUCGCCUGUCUUGUCGAUCGUGGACUCAUACAGCCUCCAGAGCUUGAGCUCAUCCGGCGCAAGAACUGGUACGUCGACGAAGGUGCUGAACAUCCCCUCGUCGGCCUGGCAGCUGCCUUCACUGGCCCUAUGAUGGACAUCGCGACGGCCACUUUCGACUACUCCCAUGCGUUGCGGUAUCGACCAAAGCACACAAAACUAGAAGAUAGAAGGCCGUCAUGGAUAGACCCGUGGGUCGCAGAUAAAGUGACGAUUGGUUCGGUAGGCAGCGAUGGAACUUCACCAAACCGUCGGAUCAAUCCGACAACCUUCUCUACAAGGGAGAUGGAGCUGUACGCUCACAAGAUCGCGAGAAAGUCGAUCAAGACGAACAACGCCGAUAUUGAUACAUUGGUUCGCCAGCCAUCGUUAUACGACAAGCAAAAGGCCGCCUGGCAUGCUCGCGAGAGAGGUCGAAACGGUCACCUGUUUUAUCUUACACGAGCAACGGGUCGGUACGCCGUCGAGCUCACCAAGGUCGGCCUAAAAACCCCCGUAGCGUUCUUCUACAACAUCGCCAACGGAUUCCACAACUACCCCUCAUGUGGCUACGCUGGCGUUGAGGUUCGUCGUCGAGACCAGAUCGUCGACUUAGAAACAGGCCUCGUGGCGGCUGGCAAGGAGUUCACGCUGGGCAUCUGGGAUGCGUUCAGCGGGGUGGUCAUCUUCCCUUAUAAGAGUGUCCAUGAAGAAGGUGCGAAGGGCCUUGGAAAGGGCGUUUGGCGCGGCUCAAAGGGAUUUUUCUCCAACUUGGGUGCAUCUGCUUUUGGACUGCCCGGUUACACACUCAAAGGGUUGGAGAAAGAAUUGCAAAAGCAUCAUCUCACCAACUGUAAAGCCGAGAUCAUCCUCAUCAGGCUACGUCAAGGCAUUGAAGCCUUUCGCAGAGCCACUCCUCAGGAAAGAGACGAAGUAAUCAGGCGGUGGAAUGCACGCAAUUGCCCACAAAAGCAGCCGUAA